GCUGCGCGCUCGGCUUCGUGGACCGGCCGCCCGUGCGUGGUUCCGGGUCGUCCCGCAGACCGAGGGGGGGCGCCCUGCUGCCCUUUCCCGGCCGCCGCGAGGAUGGCUCCUCCGCCGGGCGUCGCCGGCAGCCGCGCACCCCGCCCCGGGGCGGAGCAGGAGUCGCUGCCGGCGGCGCCUCCUUGCUCCUCCGCGCGCCCCUGGCUCGUCUUGCCUCUGCGCGGCUGCUCGCAGGUCUGGUCCAGGUAUCAGCGCCGCCGCCGCCUCCACCUCCGGCCAGGGCGCCCUUUGCUGCUCCCCGGAGCGUCCCGGAGAAACGGCGCCGCGAUGACGGUCAAGCUGGACUUCGAGGAGUGCCUGAAAGACUCGCCGCGCUUCAGGGCUGCCAUUGAGACGGUGGAAACGGAGGUCUCUGCCUUGGAGUCUCAGCUGGAAAAGCUUCUCAAGCUGUGCACCACGAUGCUGGAUUCGGGGCGGCAAUACUGCACCCACAGCAAGAAUUUCGUCUCCGGGGUCCAGGAGCUGUCUCAGAAUUCCCCGGGGGACACCAUGAUGAACGAGUGCCUUGAAAAGUUUUCCGAGAGCUUGAAGAAGAUGAUUGACGGCCACGAGGAGCUUCUGGAUACGACGCAACAGUCCCUCAAACAACAGCUGCAGAGUCUGGUGAAAGAGGACAUGAAGCAGUUCAAGGAGACCCGGAAGGAAUUUGAACGUGGCAGCGAAAGUCUCGCCAGCGCCCUGCACCACAACGCCGAGGUGCCGCGGCGGCGCCACCACGAGGCCGAGGAGGCCGUGGUCGCCCUGAAAGCCGCCCGCACAACCUUCCGUGCCCGAGCCCUCGACUACGUGCUGCAGAUCAACGUGAUCCAGUCGAAGAAGAAGUUUGAGAUCCUGAAGUUCAUGUUGGCGUUCAUGGAGGCUCAGUCGUUCUACCUGGAGCAGGGGUUCCAGACGGCGAAGCGGCUGGAGCAGUAUCGGAAGGACCUGGCGGCUCAGCUCGAUCAGUUGGUCCUGGAGUCUGCCCGAGAAAAGAGGGACAUGGAGCAGAGGCACACCGUCAUCAAGCAGAAGGACCUGUCCCAGGACGACGUUGUUCCCGAGGUCCGUACGGAGCCCGGAGGGGUGGUGAUGGAAGGCUACCUGUACAAGCGAGCCAGCAAUGCCUUCAAGACCUGGAGCAGGCGCUGGUUUUCCAUUCAGAGCAACCAGCUGGUGUAUCAGAAGAAGGCCAAGGAUGUCCUGACGGUGGUUGUGGAGGACCUUCGCUUGUGCACGGUCAAGCCUUGCCCGGACCACGAACGUCGUUUCUGCUUCGAGGUGGUGUCUCCCACCAAGAGCUGCUUCCUCCAAGCAGAUUCGGAGAGGCACCAGCAAGCUUGGGUGUGUGCCGUUCAAAACAGCAUCGCGUCUGCUUACAAUGAAGAGCACCUGGAACCCCGGGGGCAGCUCCUGGAGCGGACGGCCUCACUUUCUGCCGCAAACCUGCAGUCCCCCUCCAGCCGGAAGCUGCGGGUCGGGGUAGACAAGCAUGUCAUAGACCAGGUACAGAGACUGGAGGGCAAUGCCCAGUGUUGCGACUGCCGGGAGCCAGCGCCCGAAUGGGCGAGCAUCAACCUGGGCAUCACGCUUUGCAUAGAGUGUUCCGGCAUCCACAGGAGCCUUGGCGUCCAUUUCUCCAAGGUCCGGUCGCUGACGCUCGACUCCUGGGAACCUGAGCUAGUCAAGUUGAUGUGCGAACUGGGGAACCGUGUCAUCAACCAGAUUUACGAGGCGCGGGUGGAAGAGAUGAACAUGAAGCGUCCCCAGCCGGGCUGCUCGCGGUUGGAGAAGGAGGCCUGGAUCAGGGCCAAAUACGUGGAAAAGAAGUUCAUCACCCAGUUCCCAAAGGCCGGGGCACGGCUGCAUCGAGGCGGAGACGUCCGGGGGCUCGAGAAGCCCAAACCGUUCCCCAAACCCAAACCUCCGGGGCAGAUCCGUGGGGGCGCAGGAAGGAUUCCGAGCCGAGCCAACUCAAACCAGGGGGCAAGGGAGGGGGCCUCUCCAAGCCCCACGCCUGCUACAGACAACCUGCACGACUUGCACCCAGGAGCCUUGCUCUAUCAAGCUGCCGCUGCCCCCCCAAGCCUGCCCACCAUGGCGGACGCCCUGGCUCACGGCGCUGACGUCAACUGGGUGAAUGUGCUCCACGAAAGCCGGACCCCUUUGCUGCAGGCCGUCGCCGCGAAUUCUCUGUUGGCCUGCGAAUUCCUGCUUCAAAACGGAGCCAGCGUCAACCAGCCAGACAGUAGAGGCAGAGGUCCCCUUCAUCAUGGUACCAUCGCUGGCCUGCCUCUUCCUCAAGCGCGGGGCCAACAUGAACGCCGUCGAUGGGGAAGGGAAGGAUCCCCUCAGCAUCGCCAUAGAUUCAGCCAACGCAGAUAUCGUCACCUUAUUGCGAUUGGCCAAGAUGCGUGAAUCUGAGCUUGCCCUCGGCCAAUCAGGAGACGAAACGUACCUCGACAUCUUCCAGGACUUCUCGCUCAUGGCGUCCAACGACCCAGAGAAGCUGACCCGGCGGAGCUACGAUCUGAAGCUGACGACGAUGUGAAGCUGGCGGGGGGGGGGGGCGCCGUUGGCCCCCCAACCGCCGAGAGGAGGAGGGAGGAGGCAGGAGCAUGGGGGCUUAAGCCACCUGCAAAUUCCUGGUGUGACCCCUGAGUCAGAAACGAAGGACCGUCCAGUAGAAGCCUGUCUCUCCUUUCAGCCCCAAGGUUUUUGGUGACUUUGUGGAGUCGGGCAGAAGGAAAGGGUUUCCGUGGAAGAUUGCGGGAAACGGAGAACCGAGCUCCCCAGAUGACUCUGCCCUCCACAUCUCCUGUUUUUAUUUAUUGCUGGUGGACGAGGACGUAAAAAGCUGUGGCAUGUUGCUUGGCCCUUGAUGUGGACACAGAGAUAAGAUUACGGAUUAUUUCUCCUCCCACCUCUUCAAAACCAGAUUACAGUAGUUUUAUUUUCUUCCCUGGGCCUUGAAGAGGGAGAUGCUCCUUGAAGGAGGGAAGGGAUUUGGGGUCGAGGAAAGGCUGUGUAGAGGAAGGAGGCACAGAUUAAACAACAGCUCCCUGGAAUUUGGGAACGGGUGUGUUUUGCCUAUGUGUGUGUUGAAAUUCUUUUUCUUUCUGAGGUUGAAAUCUAAUUCUGCAGAUAGAACAAAUCUGCCUCAAUGUUUGCCCGUGUUAAUUUCAUUCAUAAUUGGCUAAGCAUGCAUGGGACUUUCUUUUUCUUUUAAUUUAAUUUAAAUUGCAUUAUGGACAUUUUAAAUAAACUCGCAUCUCUGGCCAAACCACCCCAAAUGACCAAGCCAAAGGCAA
This is a messenger RNA of Zootoca vivipara (common lizard), 3347 nucleotides long. The record is from RefSeq and is a predicted model, not a curated record. Lineage: Eukaryota; Metazoa; Chordata; Lepidosauria; Squamata; Lacertidae.